CAACAAAUUGAUGAGAAAGAGGAGGCCCGUGAUGAAGAUGAUGAUGGUGAUGAUGAUGUUCAUUGGCAAACGGAUACAUCUAUUGAUGCUGCUCGUCAAUGUAUCCAAGAACAGUUAAGUGUUGUGACUGUUGAUAUGGUCAUGCUCUCGACAAAUGAACCAGAGAAGAAGAAGAAGACAGAAAGCAAGGGUUCUGAGAAUGGUGACACUGUGAACUAUGCAACUGUGGUCUGGGAAGUGAAAGCAUAUUUGAAAAAAGGUGUUGCAGCGAAGGAAUUGCAGUCACAUAUUGCUGAAUUUCCUAUAUCUGCUCAGGAGAAGAUGAAUGCACUUCUUGAAGGAUUAUUUGAUGGCAUUGAAAAAGCGUUUGGAAAAGAAGCUACCAAGAGGAAGAAUCACCUUGCUGCUACAGUUGCUGGAGAUGACGAGGGAUCGCAGCUGUUAUUGCUCAAUGGUGUUGAGGAGUUCUGUUACAAGAAAGGUAGUAAUGCAUUGAAUGAGGUUGCACUUAUUCUGAAAGCCCUCUAUGAUGUUGAAUUGGUGGAGGAAGAGCACGUCGUGCAUUGGUAUUCAAAGGGACUGAAGGGUGAUAAGAAGGACUCUCAGAUAUGGAAGAAUGCUCAACCAUUCAUUGAUUGGCUUCGGAAUGCUGAAUCAGAAUCGGAGGAAGAAUGA
Molecule: messenger RNA, 675 nt
Organism: Arachis stenosperma
Lineage: Eukaryota; Viridiplantae; Streptophyta; Magnoliopsida; Fabales; Fabaceae
Product: eukaryotic translation initiation factor 5-like
Exons: 1
Biological process (GO): translational initiation; formation of translation preinitiation complex; formation of cytoplasmic translation initiation complex
Cellular component (GO): cytosol
Molecular function (GO): eukaryotic initiation factor eIF2 binding; translation initiation factor activity; GDP-dissociation inhibitor activity
Source: RefSeq, a predicted model, not a curated record